GUCAAAAGCAGUCAAGACUUGGGAUCUAUUCGACUUAUUUGUUGACAGCCUAAAACAUCUCUUUUUUUUUUUAUUCCUUCCCAUUUCUUUUGCUCUUCAUUUCGACUCGCUUAUUGAAGAGAAAAUGUCGAAGAAGGAAAUUUACUACUCUGACAAAUACAACGACGACGCCUUCGAGUAUAGGCAUGUGGUUUUACCGAAGCAGCUGUCCAAACAAGUGCCUCCCUCGCACCUCAUGACCGAAAAGGAGUGGCGCGGCCUCGGUGUGCAGCAGAGCCAAGGGUGGAUCCACUACAUGAUCCACAAACCAGAACCUCACAUCCUGCUGUUCCGAAGACCUCUCUCCAAGCACUGAUGUGUUGCUACGUAGCCUCGCUUCCAUUUUGUUUCCUCAUCACCCGUUAGACCCAUGUACACUUUCAUUGCAUCGUAUUUAUACAAGGAGAACAAACGCCAGGUUCAAUCGUUCACUCUCAAAUUCCAUCACAUUCAAGUAAAAUGGCCCCGUUAGCCAAAUGAAGCUUACAUUGUAUAUUUUGAGUACUUCUUUUUUUUUUUAACUGAUGGUUGAUAUACCACUUAGUGGUACUUUUUAUGCUUUAUUUGUUAAAUACCCUUUUACUGUCUUCCAGAUUGUAAAUAUGUUAACGUUUCUCUCCCCCAAAUAUGUUUGAUAGUUGUUGUUAAACAAAUGUAAAUGAAAACAUGCCUCAUCA
Messenger RNA from Syngnathus acus (greater pipefish), 716 nucleotides. RefSeq names its product CDC28 protein kinase regulatory subunit 2 (gene cks2). The record is from RefSeq and is a predicted model, not a curated record. Gene Ontology annotation, biological process: regulation of mitotic cell cycle. Gene Ontology annotation, cellular component: cyclin-dependent protein kinase holoenzyme complex; SCF ubiquitin ligase complex. The coding region runs from base 125 to 355 and encodes 76 amino acids. The transcript has 3 exons. NCBI's taxonomy places the organism in Eukaryota, Metazoa, Chordata, Actinopteri, Syngnathiformes, Syngnathidae. Gene Ontology annotation, molecular function: histone binding; ubiquitin binding; cyclin-dependent protein serine/threonine kinase activator activity.